Messenger RNA from Fundulus heteroclitus (mummichog), 1871 nucleotides. RefSeq names its product death-associated protein kinase 2. Gene Ontology annotation, molecular function: protein serine/threonine kinase activity; ATP binding. The transcript has 13 exons. The record is from RefSeq and is a predicted model, not a curated record. NCBI's taxonomy places the organism in Eukaryota, Metazoa, Chordata, Actinopteri, Cyprinodontiformes, Fundulidae. Gene Ontology annotation, biological process: positive regulation of apoptotic process; protein phosphorylation; intracellular signal transduction. Gene Ontology annotation, cellular component: nucleus; cytoplasm. The coding region runs from base 207 to 1292 and encodes 361 amino acids.
CGAAGCCGCAAAGAAGACGGCUGUUUUCCGCAUUCCCUCCGCGCCCUGCUGCAGCUCCACAGCCGGGCCAGCACCGACGCGCCGCGGGCUGGGAGCUUCACAUCCCACAGAGAGCAGUCCGUUCAUCGGAUCAAUCCGGGUCUGUUACGGAUCAUCACUGGAAACCGUGUGGGACGUGAACAAGGACGCAUGUGAAGCGAAUCAACAUGGCCCAAUUCAAGCCUGAGAAUGUGGAAGACUUCUAUGAGAUUGAGGAAGUUCUGGGAAGUGGGCAUUUUGGUCAGGUUCGAAAGGUCUGUGAGAGGACAUCGAAGACCCGUUGGGCUGGCAAGUUUCUAAAGAUUCGAAAAACUGCCUGCAGUCGUCUGGGCGUGGAGAGGACCAGUGUGGAGCGAGAGGUGGAGGUUCUACAGAUUUUGCACCAUCCAAAUAUUGUGGCCCUCAAAGAUGUCUUUGAGAGUCGAUCAGAGGUGGUACUCAUUCUGGAGCUUGUUAGUGGAGGAGAGUUGUUCGACUUUAUUGCUGAGAAGGAGAACCUUUUGGAGUGUGAGGCUAUUGAGUUUCUAAAGCAAAUCCUGGAGGGACUGAAGUUCAUGCACAAGAACAACAUUACACAUUUUGACCUGAAGCCUGAAAACAUCAUGCUGUCAGACAAAGCUUCUCCACAUCCCAACAUUAAACUCAUCGACUUUGGCCUGGCUCAUCAUUUCUCCCCAGGAGAAGAAUACAGAAGCACAAGUGGCACCCCCCAGUACAUAGCACCUGAGGUGAUAAACUAUGAGCCUCUCGGCCCAGCAGCAGACAUGUGGAGCAUUGGAGUUAUUACCUAUAUACUAUUGAGCGGUUUGUCUCCGUUCCAAGGUGACACUGAUGAAGAGACUCUGAGGAACGUCAUUGCUACCAAUUAUCAGUUCGAUAAGCAAUACUUCAGCAUGACCAGCUCCAUGGCCAAAGAUUUCAUCAUGAAACUUUUGAUAAAAAAUCCCAAUGAAAGAAUGACGGCUGAAGAAUGUCUUCUUCACCCAUGGAUAAAGCCCAUCACUCGCACACAAGCAGCCACAAGAAGCCGAUCCUCAAUCAAUAUAAAGAGCUUUAAAAAGUUUAACGCCAAAAGGAAAUGGAAGAUGUCCUACAACAUGGUGUUGAUGUGUAACCGGCUUGUCAAUUUGAGACUGCUUUGUAGGGGCACCUCACAUCCAGAUCCAUUACAGAGACAAUGUGAAAGUGACACAGAGGAUACAGAGAGCAAUCCUGCAUCUCUGCUGCGCCGAAGACUCAGCAGCAGUUCAUAGAACUUUUUAGAUAUGCACCAUGAAGUCCAUGCUGCUCUAGCAUUACGGAGGCUAAACAUCCUGACUUCACUGAUCAACUAAAUCGGACCUCCUAAAUUAACCUCACUCAUUGUUUCUAAAGGCAUACAAGCAGGAGCUUUUCAGCUUCUGAAACACUUUCAGACGGAGUGUGUGUGUGUGUGUGUGUGUGUGUGUGUGUGUGUGUGUGUGGGCCGGGUGGGGGGGGAGGGGAUGGGUUACUCAGACCAAUAUUUUAUAUUUGUUUUAAUGUGUUUAGGUGGAUUCUAAAAACUGUCAAUAUGUGCCUUAAAGGGGUUUGAACGUUGUUUGUCUUCAGUGAAGCUCAGAGUCAUUUUAUACGGCUACUUUUGAAAGAUUUAUCUUUGUUAUUAUUUGGUGUUUUAUUUUUGUCUGUAUAAGUGGGAGGCAAGCAGAGCAAGUUUAAGGUUCCACGUGGCCAAAAACAGAAUGAGAUUUUUGGUCCCCUUCCACCAACCAGUGCAGCAUCACUAAUAUCUUUAGGUUAUCCCUGCUUGUAUGUUUAUGUGAUGUUCAUUAAACACAACUAUUUUCAUGGUA